GACGCGGCCAUUUUCGACGAGGGUCUGUCGAGUUCGGCUCCGGAGCUGCUGGAUGUAAUUUCGUCUUCUGUCAGUUUGGUUGAGAAAACAGAAGUGCCAGACAGGAUUAAAGAUGAUGGAAGAGAGUGGAAUAGAGACUACCCCACCAACCACUCCUCCACCUCCCCUCAGUGCGGCUGCCGCCGUCAGACCUCCUCCUCUCACAGUGGGUCUGUCCAAUCCCCUGACCCUUCCCAGCACCACAGGCAUUUCCAACUUUGCCCCAGAAGGCUUCUCCACCCCAGUACGCCCCGCAGCAGUGACUUCCACCCUGCCUCCCAUGCAGUCCUCUGCCCCUCCUCCAUUUUCCCUCAGCCCCAUGAACCCUCUGUCCACAGCCUCCCCAGCCCCUGCUCCUCCACUUGGUGGGGGUGUGCCUUACAGCAGCCCUAUGGUCCCCUUCACCUCCCCCACUCUUCCACCUCCCCUUGGCUCCACUGCCCCUCCUCCAGGCCCGGUUCUCUCUGCCCCACCCAUGGGGCCACCCACCACCGGCUUCACUACGAGUGCAGGCUAUGACAUCACACGCGGACAUGCUGGUCGCACGCCACAGACGCCGCUGAUGCCUAGUUUCUCUAGUGCUCCCCCCAUGCCAGGUGUGGUUACCAACCCAAUGAUGCAACAGCCAGUCAUGUCAGGUGGUUUGGAGGUGAGCUCCCCCAUAACCUUCCCAGAGGACCAUGAGGAUCCGAGAGCCGUCCAUGAAAUCAGUUCUGGAGGAGGAAUAUGGGGCUUCAUCAAGGGUGUUGCUGGUAACCCCAUGGUGAAGACAGUCCUCGACAAGACCAAGCACUCCGUGGAGUCCAUGAUCACUACACUAGACCCUGGAAUGGCUCCAUACAUUAAAUCAGGCGGUGAUGUGGACGUUGUGGUGACGUCUGAUAAGGAAGUUAAAGUGGGAGCAGUACGUGAUGCCUUCCAGGAGGUGUUCGGCAUGGCCAUGGUGACUGGAGAGGCAGGCCAAUCCAACAUUGCUCCUCAGCCAGUGGGCUAUGCAGCAGGAGUGAAGGGAGCCCAGGAGCGCAUCGACAGUCUACGGCGUGCUGCCGUAAUCCAUGAGAAACAGCCUGUGGUGUCUGUGGAGAAUUUCAUAGCUGAGCUCUUUCCAGACAAGUGGUUUGACAUUGGGUGUUUAAUUCUGGAUGACCCUGGCAAUGGCAUCCACAUCGAGACUUUCACACAGGCUACUCCUGUGGCUCUGGAGCACGUACAACAGGCGCAGUCUCUCACUCCUCCAGAUUACAGUCUGCGCUGGUCUGGCCUGCUCGUGACCGUGGGAGAGGUGUUGGAGAGGAAUAUACCCAAUGUUAGCCGUACAGACUGGCACCAGGCCUUCACUGGCAUGUCCCGCAGACAGAUGAUCUAUAGUGCCGCCAAGGCUCUGGCUGGCACAUACAAACUGCGGCUUCCCCCCAGGACGGUAUGAGUUCACAUAAACGCCCGUCUCCCCUCAAAGACACACAAACGCCCCAUCGCCCCUCUGAGUGGCACACCCAUCAGCCAACCUGCAAUCAGUUCUUGACAUAAGAGGAUAUGUCACGUCCAUUUCUAGUACGUUUUUAAUCAUGUGAAUCAUUCUAGUGUUCACUGACUGAGGGACAAUAAAUGUCAAAAGAGAACUUCUAGUUUGUUGCCUAGUGUCAUUACAGACAAAAAUUUGGUUAAUGCUGCUCAAGAAGUCUGUGCAGUUUUGGUCCUUCUUUCACGCAUAUGUGUAAAAGCAAGUUAUAAUUUACCAGUCCAUAUAUGUGCUGUGACUUGUGAGACCUUGAAAGGUAUCCUAGGUGAUUCCUGAUUACCACAAGAGGGCUAUAUUGAGUAAGUAUAUAGACUUUCUGGGAAAAGAGCACAAUGUAUUACCACCUUUGGACCAAGAAGAGCCCAUUGCACAGUGUAGCAUAUUGUACUAAAAUAACAUUGACAUCCCAAUCUAAGUACCAGAAAGAGGAUACUGGUAGCAGUUAUUAGUAUUCCAUACCCUGUUAUAAUAUACAAGAUUAUUUAUAGCUUAUUAUAGAUUCAGUACUGAAGAAGGACUGAUGUAAUUUACAGAAAAUAAAAGGAAUGUGUUGCAGGAUUUGUUUAAUAGUUUCAUAGCUGUUGUAAAAGAAUGAUUUCAUGUCCUCAAUUACUGAUUUUGAUCCUACGUUGAUGUGUGUCAUGCAGACUAUUUAUAGCCUAUUCUGCUGCGUGGGCCUUUGUUAGUACAGACUAUUAAUCACACCACGUGUCAGGAAUAUCCAACAGUCAAAUAAUGAGCCCAAGACACUUUGGAGUUGAGUGGUUUUAUGUCUGUUAGACAAGUUCUUAAAGGAAGCUUUCACAAGAAAACAAGAAAAUUUGUUUUUGGACAUUGAGCAAAGCGCUGGAUGAAAUGGAGAUAAUUAGAUUUAUUUCACUCUCCCAGGCCUUCACAUGUACGAGCAUUUUUAAGUGUUAAUCAUAAUAUUAAUGAUGUUGCUUUUAUAUAUGCGUGAAAGUUGGGCUGAAUCUGUAUUAGUCUACACAUUUUUGAACUGGUUCGUAGCAUAAGUAGAUCUUCAGUGCAGAGGCAAAAUCCCUCAGGGAGAGAAGAGGGCUGGCUACCCCUAUGAAAUAUUGAUGACCGUUAACAUUUGUAAAAGUUUAUAUUGAGUCCUUGUCACACAGUCUGUCCCCUUGUACAUGGUCGCUUGAUUUUUAUUCAAGAUUGUUUUUACCAAUGUUUAUAAACACGUUGUGCUGUGUAAAUAGAGUAAAUAUGUGGUAUUCUGUUACCAAAGGACAUGUAUACAGCCUCAGUGCAAGAGCUUUUGGUGGAUGAGAACUUCUUUCUUUUUGCUUUUUCUUUUUUUGUUUUUUUUUGUUUUUUAACAAAUACUUCGGGAAUUUUUGUGUUGCUACUUGCCAAAUUUCUUGAUACGGUUGUUGUUGUUCAUAGCAUUAUCAAACUUGACUAGGAUCGCCGUAUUCUAGCUUGAAGAGUGCAUAAUCUAAUAUUUGCACAAAUUGUAAGCCUUAAAGUUUAAUAUCUUUAUUAGUACUGUUUUACAUUUCAAGGUAUCGUUGGACAGCAUUUAAUAACUUGGAAAUGGAAUUUGUUGAACUGAUCAUUUGGAUCAGUGUUAUGAUGUCACCUUAUAUUAAAAUGUCGUCGCUGUCAGAACAAAACCUGAAUGAUAACUUCUUGAAGAAUGAAAAAUAUUUAAUGGAAGUUAUUGUAAGAAGAUUAUUUCAAGUAAUGUUGGACCAUUGCUGUUGGUCUGUUUCUCCAGAUAUUUUAACAUGAUCUAAAGGGCCACCAUAGUUUUCAAAUUACUUUAAGACAAAAAUGAUACAAGGUUUUGUCCUGAGAGUGACAGUAUCUAAUGAUCUAACGUAGUUGGGAAUCUUACGUUAAUGUACUCAAUUUUUUGUGUUAGCUGCAUCAAAUGUCAUCUCAGUGUGUUUUAUUUAUAGUCCCUCUCCGUUAAUGAAAGAGCUAAACUAAAUGAACUUUAAACUUGCCGAUUCUGCAGAUGUUGUCACUACCCAGAAAAACGGUCAACACAUUUUCACUGUAAACAUUAUUCGAAGAUAAUGUUCCAGUAUUACCUUGUGUAUAAAAUUCAACUCAGUAAUCAAACUGUUGAAGCUCAUCUGCUUCUAUUGAUAUGAAGGGUUUUUCCUCUCACUCUCUCUGUCAAGUGAUGCAACUUAUGUAAGCCCAAAGUCCAAAACCUAUCUCAGAGUGAUACAGAACCAUAGGAAAACCAGAAAACUGUGCAUGACCUCUGGGAAUAUUGAAAUACAACAGCGGCGAGUUUGUUGAGAUGUGAGAUGUGUAGUGCUGUAAUGUUUUGUGUCAAGGCCAAAAUCACUGUCAGGCAUGGACAGCAAGAUGCGUGAUGUAAAUGAAGAGAUUUGAGAAGAUGUAGCAUUGUCUCAGAGCAUCAUAGAUGGAAAAACAGCAACAUACCUGCCUUUAACAUAAUGUAAUGUGUUUGUAUUUCUAAAACAGAUAAUGGACGUUUGUUCUUAGACGUCCAUGGAAUUGUACUUCCUAAAGGUGCCUUCUGCCAGCAGAAGAGUAAAGACCUUUUUGGUAAA
Molecule: messenger RNA, 4107 nt
Organism: Colossoma macropomum (tambaqui)
Lineage: Eukaryota; Metazoa; Chordata; Actinopteri; Characiformes; Serrasalmidae
Gene: prrc1
Product: proline-rich coiled-coil 1
Exons: 9
Coding region: 113-1465 (450 amino acids)
Biological process (GO): activation of protein kinase A activity
Cellular component (GO): cytoplasm
Molecular function (GO): protein kinase A regulatory subunit binding
Source: RefSeq, a predicted model, not a curated record